GUAUGAAUUACACAACAGAGUUUGAUCAUUAUAUAGGACAUGAUAGAAAAAAAGAAGAUAAUGAUUGCAAAUCAGAUUGCAAUAAAUAAGGUUUAUGUAUUUAAUCUUAAUGUUAUUGUAAAUCACCUUAUGGAGGACAAUAUUGCUAAUUUAAAUUGAUUUUUGUUGAUGAAAAUGAAAACAAUUCUACACAAAUAUAAACAUUAGACAAUUUAUUUAGUAUUCAUAUGGAUUUAUAAACUUCUAAGAAUAUUAUGACAUAGUUAAAAUAAUUUGAUAAGAAAGAAAUGUAUAAGAAAUGUCCAGUUCCUUGUAGAAAUGGUGGUUAUUGUGUAUUUGGUUAAUGUAUGUGUAAAUCUCCUUAUGUUGGAGAUUAUUGUCAAUUUUAAAUAGAAUUUGAAUAAGGAAUGCCAGUAAAGUUAAUAAUUUAUUGAUAGCAUUAUUAAGUUUACAUGUUGAUGAUAUUUUCAUGUUUUGUUGGUAUAGCAAUAACAGUGAUAAUAUUUAUGAUUUUGAAAUUUAUUGAAGAUGAGAAAAAGAAAUAUGAAUUAAUAAGUGGUGAGAAUAAAGAUUAAUGGUAAAAAAAAGGAUGAU
Paramecium pentaurelia is the source of this 594-nucleotide messenger RNA. Lineage: Eukaryota; Ciliophora; Oligohymenophorea; Peniculida; Parameciidae. The record is from the annotation of a GenBank genome assembly.